Fonsecaea erecta is the source of this 1851-nucleotide messenger RNA. RefSeq lists its product as hypothetical. The record is from RefSeq and is a predicted model, not a curated record. The transcript is spliced from 3 exons. Lineage: Eukaryota; Fungi; Ascomycota; Eurotiomycetes; Chaetothyriales; Herpotrichiellaceae. The coding region runs from base 1 to 1851 and encodes 616 amino acids. Gene Ontology annotation, molecular function: medium-chain fatty acid-CoA ligase activity. Gene Ontology annotation, biological process: fatty acid metabolic process.
AUGCUGCAGCAUAUCCCAGACCGCGUCGACUUCGUGCCACCGCACCAGGGCCGGAACAUCUUACCUAAUUGCCCUUUCUUCAACAGACUGCUGCGGCUGGCUCACGACGCGCCCUCGAGGCCCAUCAUUGCCGAUGUCAACCUGGGCGUGGAGAAGUCGCGCAUCCAGCUGCUGACAGACGUCCUGGAGAUGCGGAAUGACCUGCUCGACGCCCUGGACGAGACGAGCAGAGCAGACCUGGCAUCACGAGGAGCCCGCCGGGGGCCUGUCUUCAUCGCCGUUCUGGCUGCUGGGGGCUACGAAUACACCGUGGCAGUUCUGGGAAUUCUUGCCUUAGGAGGAGGAGCCGCCGUGGUGCCCAUCAGCCCGCAAGCCCCUCUCAAGGAGGCUUGCUACUUUAUGGAAAAGGCACAGUGCGUAGCCGUCCUGACGGCCUCGAAUUUGUCCCAGCAAGGGAGUGCUUUGGAAGCAACCAUCCGCAGCCAGCGCCAGGGGACAUCCCUCCCUUUUCGCCGGAUCCUGAUCGCCCCCUCGCUCCGCAGCCACAGCCUCCGCCCGCACGACAUCACCACCUCGUCGGACCGGUACCCAGACGACAACGCGGCCGGGUAUGUCAUCUUCACGUCGGGCACGACGGGCCCGCCUAAGGGCGCUUGCCACCGCCGCGGCUUGAUCCACGAGGUCGCCCGCUCCAUCGCCGACCACUACAAGGUCUCUGAGAGUGACCGUAUUCUGCACAUGCUGCCCGUCCACCACGCCACGGGGGCAUACCUGUCCUUCUUCCCCUUCCUGGUCCAGGGCGCCUGCAUCGAGUUCCGCGCCGGGGCCUUCAGCGCCGAGUGGACGUGGAAGCGGUGGCGGAAAGGAGGUAUCUCGUUCUUCACGGGUGUGCCGACCAUGUAUGUGCGCAUGAUGCGUUAUUUCCAGCAGCAUAACCCGGGGGGAUUGUCAAGUUCAAACUCCUCCUCUCCUAUCGGAGUCAUCGAUGCCACCACAGCAGCUGCAGCAGCGACACGGAUCCGUGGCAUGCUGUGCGGCACGUCCGCCCUGCCCCGGCCGGUGGAGGAGUUCUGGGAAACGCUCCGGGGCGGAAAGCGCAUUCUGACGCGCUACGGGAGCACCGAGUCCGGGGCGGUGUUCAAGAUGGCCCUGGAACCGGGAGACACUCCGUCGGGUUCGGUGGGCGUGGUUUCACCGGGCGUAGAGGUGCGCUUCGAAGACGACGGCGACGAGGGGGAACUCCUGAUCAAGAGUCCCAGUAUGUUCAUGGGCUACCUCUCCGACGAGGCCGCCACGCGGGCCACUCACGACGCCCAGGGGUUCUACAAGACCGGCGACAUCGCACGGCGCGAAGGGAAAUACUACUUCAUCCUGGGCCGCGCGUCGGUCGACAUCCUCAAGAGCGGCGGCUACAAGAUCUCGGCGCUGGACGUCGAGCGCGAGUGUCUGGGUCUGCCCUACGUCAACGAGGUCAUGGUUGUCGGCGUCGACGACCCGGAGUGGGGCCAGCGCGUGGCUGCCGCGGUGACCUUGCGUGAGGAUCAGAGUACAUAUUCGUACCGCGGUAGCAGUGGCGGUAAUAGUGGCAGUAGAGCACUCACGCUAGCCCAGCUCCGCAGCGAUCUCGCCGGCAAACUGGCCCGUUACAAGCUGCCGACGUUGCUCCGCGUGGUCGACGGCGAGCUGCCCAAGAACGCGACGGGCAAGGUGGCCAAGAAAGUGUCCGGGCCGAUGCUGUUCCCGGCCAACUAUGCGCAGAUUCCGGAGGUGCAGGUGUGGUCUAAUGCAGCUGGUGCAACGGGGCCGUCGUCACCGGAGAGGAGGAACACGGCGGGCAUGGCGAGGCUUUGA